Photinus pyralis (common eastern firefly) is the source of this 1701-nucleotide messenger RNA. It is a transcript of the gene ATP6AP2, whose product is annotated as ATPase H(+)-transporting accessory protein 2. Gene Ontology annotation, cellular component: membrane; external side of plasma membrane. The coding region runs from base 118 to 1122 and encodes 334 amino acids. The transcript is spliced from 6 exons. The record is from RefSeq and is a predicted model, not a curated record. Lineage: Eukaryota; Metazoa; Arthropoda; Insecta; Coleoptera; Lampyridae. Gene Ontology annotation, molecular function: signaling receptor activity. Gene Ontology annotation, biological process: positive regulation of Wnt signaling pathway.
UUUGCUCCAUCUAUAAGAGAUGGUCAUCCAUUGUCACAUGAUUUCUGAUCAUAUGUUUGAAAAGUGGUAGAAGUAGGUGUGUGUAGUGUAUUAAUUGUAUAACAUAUCGAUUUGAAAAUGUUAAUACCAAUUUUAUGUAUAAUUUUAUUAAUAAAUACUGUUCAUGGAAAUGGCCAGUUUACAGUAAUAAAUUCGCCAAGCGGUAUAUUAUUUAAAGGCAAUGAACGUCUCCCCGAACAAGAUUUCCUAGAAGUAUAUUCAGCAGCCUUCGGAUUUUCAAUAGAACGAGGUACAUCGUGGAAUGGAUUUUACAUAACAAACCCUUUUAAACUAGCACAUGUCAUAGUUGAACUAAAUGUUGACGGUGUGCCCAGUUUAGAUUCUAAUAUCGGUCAUCAGUUUCCUUUAAAAACCAAUGCAGAUAAUGACGAUUUGUUUUAUUUGUUAUCACAACGAAUUCAAAGUAGGUAUCCCAAUGGCAAAAACAAAGUGUUUAAUAUAAAUUUAUCCGAGGGGCUAUCAGCAGUGCAGGAUAUUGAUUUUCUCAGUGGCAUAAAAGAAAUAGCGGAACCUGAAACUAAUUAUUUGCAUUUGAAGCCUUCCGUCAAAGAAGAUCAAGCGUAUCUACGUGAAAUUUAUCUCCUGAAUGCUAUUUCAAAAGAGAUCGCAAGUGGAGCACUUACUUCUAAUGAUAAACCUGAUUACUUUAACAUCAAGUGUUUUGGUUUACAUACCAUUUCUGAUUUAUAUGGUGAAAAUGCGGCAGCCACAAAAGAAGGUAAGCAACUCUUGAUCGAUGCAGCUAAUCGUUUGAAUGACGCCCUUAAAAAAGUCUAUAAGGAGAGAAUUUUGUUUACUGUUGUUACAAGUGAUGCAAGUCACACAAGACGCGCUCGUGAAGUUCCACCAGCGGAAUCAAAGGCAGAAAAUGAUAAGGAUGAAUAUAACAGAGCAAAAACAUACAACGCAAAUUAUCCUGUUAUGUUUAACAUUAUAUUAUGGUUUGGAGUUGUAAUGGUAUUCACUUUAAUAGCAAUAUCAAUGGCUAUUGGCGACAUGGAUCCAGGUCGUGAUUCCAUUAUUUAUCGUAUGACUAGCACAAGAAUGAAGAAGGACAACUAAGCUGUUUUCUUAUUUGUAGUAAUUUGUAUAUAAUUUGUUGAAUUUUUGUUUAGGUGAUUUAUUGAAUUUGUUUUCACAGAGUAUAUCUUUCAUGUGGGCAAUUUCAAUAUUGAUCAUUACAUUCCUCAAAUGUAGAUUAUAUGAAAACCCCAUUUUACGUGUGUGUAUACUGUAGUAAUGUAGUGAAUUUGGAACCACCAUUGGGAUUAAACUCUCCUCUCAUUCUUCAUAUUAUAAUUGUUUCCCAUAUUUGUAUUUAUGUGCUGGUGUAUCACAUGUGGCAGUAUUAUUUACUUCUAAAUCUAAAAGUGCAAAUAUGGCUAUGACCUAGUAGGUUACCACUUCAUUAGCAGAUAGUACAUGAAGGAACAAUCACUAAAACUUUAAUUAGAUUAAUGGAAUAGUUUGUAAACGAUACUUACUUGCUAUGACAUGGUAUUGUAUGUUGUACCAUGAAACUUGUUAGGGUUAAUUUAUGUUACAUUGUGAUAAAUUGUAAGAUCAGUUCUGAAGUUAUUAGUUGUAAAUCAAUUUUAUUGUAUUCAUUUGUUGCUGGUAGAACAUGAAAGAUUAAAUUGA